Nilaparvata lugens (brown planthopper) is the source of this 1975-nucleotide messenger RNA. RefSeq lists its product as uncharacterized. The transcript has 5 exons. Bases 613 to 1050 code for a protein of 145 amino acids. The record is from RefSeq and is a predicted model, not a curated record. Lineage: Eukaryota; Metazoa; Arthropoda; Insecta; Hemiptera; Delphacidae.
CGAAACACCACAGGCCCUAGUUCAAAAAUUGCCACCACGUAGCGCUUUAAAAUCAUGCGAAAUACCUUAUGCUAUUACUCGCUCACUAUUAGAGUAAAACUUGUUUUGAAAACUGAUUUAUUCUUGUAAUAUCUAUAUCCAUGUCGCUACCAUGUCGAUUUAUUUUUAUUUUUUAUUUAAACAAAAAUAAAUUUCUUAAUUUCAAAGGGAUCCAUUUUUUCAAGAAAAACAGGUAGUCAUUUUGAAGAUUUGAUGAUAAAAAAUUUUUAUCAUUUUUCAGCUUGAAAAUCGAACCAGUGGUUCCAUCGGAAUCAUAUUUACAAGUUUUAUCUCUAAGAUUUUUUAUGCGCUCCUACCCUCCACCCCAUCCAAACGUCACUCAGGCACCUUCCACCCCAACACACAAGUCACUCACCCACCACCCCACCCACAAGUCAGCCUUCAUUCUUAGAGCUCAGGCUGGUCACAACUUUUCUUAGUUCUUCAGCUUGUUCACUUGUCAUAUUGACAGUGAUCGUGGCUAGUACUAGGACAUAGUAUUUCCAGACGCACUCCACAUAUAAUUUAGAUUUCCGUAUUAUAUAUGUUUCUCUGGCAUUUUCGGCCGGUAAAAUGGAUUUAAGACAUACGGUGAAGGGAAAGACGAAGUUGGUUCUUUCAGCCAGGAGAAUGAAAAGGCGGCUACCACCAGAAUUUCAUGCUAACAGACGUAGAAGGAUUGAAGAACAAACCUUAUCGCUCGAAGCGCCUUCAUCUUCCCAGGCUGACAGUGUUUCAGCAGAUGCCAUUUCUGUAUCCACUGAAAACUUUCAACCCAGUGCAACGUCAACUCCUAAAGGAAAGAAGAGAAGACCACACAACAGAAAAGUACCAGUGCAUUUGAUGAAAUGGAGAUUACAGCAAAAGAAAUCUAAAGGAGAAGGAAAAUUUGGGCCAUCAACAUCUUCUUCCACCUUAGAGUCAAAUCUAAAAAAAGCGUCCUUGAUGGCACCUCUGAUUUUGCUACAAUUGUGCCACCAUUCCCCUCAAUUGGUCUACAACCAGCUUUGAACCAUGAGAUUGAUACCACCUCAACGCGAAAUAGUGGAGUUUCUUACGUGGAGAGUAACGUCUGUGAUACUUUCCUAACAAGAUAUGAUGAGUAUCCAGAUCUAAUAGUUGAGCCGGAUGGAAGACCACCCAAAGACGAUUUUAAUAUUAUUUCUGGCCGAUUUAUUGUGGACGGCAAACAUCUUGUGCAAGAAUUGAGAUCUUUGGACUACCAUAGAUACGAGUGUGAAAAAAGUGAUAAUGGUUAUAUGACACUGGUGUCUUCAACUUCAAAAUCAUCAGAAUGGACAAUGAAGUUCGUUGUAUGGACAGCUCCACGAACCAGCUGCCAUAAAUGCGUUUCAAGAAAUGGAAGAAAUUCAAGUUCAGCCUUGCGGUUUGUUUGUUGACAAAGAACAUGACUUCUUGGCGGCUUCACCUGACGGACUGGUCGGAGGUGAUAAUCUGAUUGAGGUGAAAUGUCCGAAGUCUGCUGAAAACCUCACUAUCAGCGAAGCCGUGAUCAAAGUGAAAUCAUUCUGCUUGGAAAAACUACGUUGUGGAAACGUCCGUCUCAAGAAAAACCACAAUUAUUAUUACCAGGAAAAUUCAUAGGUGAUUUUUGAUAUAUCUAAGUAUGUACAACUUUUCUUAUCAUAAGCUAUUACAUCAUUGUAUAAAAAUCGAAUUUAUACGAUUUCCAACUUGAUUAACCUGUAUAUUUGCAGUUAUUGAACGAAAGCUAUAACAUGAUUUGACGACAUAGAUCCAAUACCUACUAAAUAGAAAGCUAUUACUAAGUAAUAGCGGGUAUUGAAUCAGGGUAACAUUGGAAUUAUUGUGUAAGAAAAAAUGUGUGGUUACAUCACCAAACCAGUUGAUGGGUGUCUGUAUUUUGCGAGUAAUCAUACAGAAUGUCUGUCGUUUAUGUGUCAACACGUGAGUU